Messenger RNA from Radiomyces spectabilis, 1389 nucleotides. Its product is annotated as integral peroxisomal membrane peroxin-domain-containing protein. The transcript is spliced from 4 exons. NCBI's taxonomy places the organism in Eukaryota, Fungi, Mucoromycota, Mucoromycetes, Mucorales, Radiomycetaceae. The record is from RefSeq and is a predicted model, not a curated record. Gene Ontology annotation, biological process: peroxisome organization. The coding region runs from base 1 to 1389 and encodes 462 amino acids. Gene Ontology annotation, cellular component: peroxisomal membrane.
AUGAGUCACUGUCUUCAGGAACAGACAUUCACUCGUUUCACUUAUUGUGAGAAUUGCGGAGGACUUUUAUGGGGAUUCGCACGACAAGGACUCCAAUGCCGAGACUGUGCAUACAUUUGCCAUCAUGGCUGCCAAAAUGAUAUCCCUCCUUGUACUCACGGCGCGGCCCCGUCUUCGACCUAUUCUCCGGCAGCGAAAGCGCUACGAUCCCUGCAACAGACUCAGCAACCCACAGCAGCCCGUCGUCGACCUGAAUCCAUGCCUAACAUUGAUGCAUCGCAAUUACGCCGUUUGUUCUCCUCUGACCAUGUCCAGAAUGUGCUUGUAGACGCUGCUGUGCAUGCGUCCGAUACCGACCAACCUGUCAAUGAUUACUUGGCGCAUAUGCCGCCACUGAAUCCUCAAAUCACGGCCAAGAAUUUUUCACGGUUUGUAGCCCGAUGUGGCCCAUUGUUUGCGUUCCGUGAUGCGGUCAUUCUACUAUUAAGCUGGGACAAACCCAUUGAUACAUUGGUAGCGCUGAUCAGCUACUGUAUCCUUUGUUUAUACCCAGCACUGAUCCUUUUCAUUCCUUCGCUGGUCUUGUUGUGGAUCAUCAUUGGAGGCUACUAUAAACGGUAUGGAGACACUUUACAUCCGUCGACAUCGGAAUCCAGUAUGCAGGAAGGACCCACGACGGUGCCAUCAAAGUCAUUUACGCCUGCGCCCAACACACCAUUGAAACGUACGGCUUUUGCCUUCAGCUUUGCGUCGGCAUUAUUCCCCGCCUUUGACGAAUCGUCACCUGAAUAUCUGCGAAACAUGCAAAAUCUGCAAAACAUGAUGGGAGAAAUGAGCGAUGUGUACGAUUUGGUGAUGGUCAAUAUGCAGUACGUCAACUGGUCGGACGAGGAACAAACGAUGCGUUUGCUGCAAUUGGUCCUUGUGUCCUUGGUGGGCCUAAGUUUGGUGGGUUGGCUUAUUCCGCUAAACUGGAUCUGCCUUGUCGCUGGUGUGGCGGUGUUUCUCAUCAACACCCGGUUCGCCAAAUACGCCAUGAAAGAAUUGUUGCCCCCUUUGAUCGAAUUCGGCCAAUGUCAAAUGAACAAUACCCUCGCUCAGUACAACGAAUAUGAGAAGCGCGUCACGUCUGAGCAGCAAAUACAACAAGUAUCGUUGUACGAAAACCAGCGAUGGUGGAGCAACAGUGGUUUUGCGCCUCAGUUGUUACGCGAUGAACGAGGACCAUGGUCGGAUAUGUCGGGAAGAUUGGCUUUAUCAUGCAAGGAAGAAUUUGCGGCACCGGAAGGCUACCAAUGGAAGGAAGAUAACUGGGAAUUGGACACCACCGGUCCAUGGAUUGACGACAGUCUUGGUAUAGGUAAGAACAAUGAAACCAAGGGCAUUUGA